This is a messenger RNA of Miscanthus lutarioriparius, 1578 nucleotides long. The record is from the annotation of a GenBank genome assembly. NCBI's taxonomy places the organism in Eukaryota, Viridiplantae, Streptophyta, Magnoliopsida, Poales, Poaceae.
AUGGGCCAGUGCCCCUCCGUCCCGCGCCGCCGCAAGCCCCCGCUCCUGCCUCCGUCCCCCGCGCUCUCCGCGCCGCCGCAGGUCCUCUCCUCCAUCGCCGAGGCCGCCGGGGAGGACCACACCGCCGACCUCCCCGAGGAGCUCCUCGCCCUCGUCUUCGGUCUCCUCGGCUCCGGCGACCGCAAGCGCUGCUCCCUCGUGUGCCGCCGCUGGCUAGCCGUAGAGGCCGCCUCCCGCCUUCGCCUCGCGCUUGACGCCAGGGCACCGCUGCUCGCCGACUCGGCCCUCCCCCGCCUCCUCGCGCGCUUCCCCGCCGUCUCCAAGCUCGCGCUAAAGUGCGACCGCCGCGCUGAGAGCGUGGGCGACCCGGCCCUCGCGCAAGUUGCCGACCGCCUCGGCCCGGGCCUUCGUCGCCUCAAACUCCGCUCCCUGCGCGCGGUCACCGACGAUGGGGUCGCCGCGCUCGCUGCCGCGGCCGCUAACCUCCGCAAGCUCUCCGUCGGCUACUGUGCCUUCGGAGCCAACGGAAUCGAGGCUGUCCUCCGCUCCUGCCUCCACCUCGAGGAGCUGUCCGUCAAGCGUCUCCGUGGCCUCGCUGAAUCAGAGCCCAUUUCCGUCUCCGGCCCGCGCCUCCAAUCUCUAUCGCUCAAGGAGCUCUACAACGGCCAGUGCUUCUCCUAUUUGAUCACCCAGUCGCCCAACCUCAAAACCCUCAAGAUUAUCAGAUGCUCGGGUGACUGGGACAUCGUGCUCCAGGACGUCCCAAGGGAUUCCCUCCUAGCUGAGCUCCACCUCGAGAAGCUGCAGGUCAGCGACCGGGGUGUAGCCGCCUUAUUUGGGCUCGAGGUACUCUACCUUGCCAAGGCACCUGAGGUCACUGAUGUCGGAUUAGCCGAGCUUGCCGCCAAGUCGCCACGCCUCCGCAAGCUGCAUGUUGAUGGAUGGAAAGCAAACAGGAUUGGUGACCGGGGGCUUGCUGCCGUUGCACAGAAAUGUGCCAGCUUGCAGGAACUGGUCCUCAUUGGUGUGAAUUUGACAUCAUCCAGUCUUGAAUUGAUUGCUGCCAACUGUCCCACCUUAGAGCGGCUUGCGCUGUGUGGGUCCGACACGUUUGGUGAUGCGGAGAUCUCGUGUGUUGCUGCCAAAUGUGCUGCUUUGCGUAAGCUGUGCAUCAAAGCAUGUCCGGUGUCUGACGCAGGGAUGAAUAAGCUUGCUGAAGGCUGCCCACGCCUUGUCAAGGUUAAGGUGAAGAAGUGCCGUCGGGUGACCUCCGAGUGUGCUGAGCGCCUCCGGGCUAGCAGGAAUGGAGCUCUCGCUGUGAAUUUUGACACUCCUGGUGGAGCUGGUGAGUUGCAGGAUGGUCGGAGUGUGGAUGAGAGUGGUGCGCUAGACAAUGCUGGGAGUGAUGUGCUGCCAGAGGAUUUGGAUGAUCGGAUAGUACCGGAGCUUUCGAGUGGAAGCAGUGGCAGGCCGUCAAGAUGGAAAGCACGGAUGGGUGCUUUGAUGUCGAGGAGCUUGUCUGUUUCCAUAUUCCGAAGGCAACCACGUGGAGCCUGCUCUACAAGUCAUGAGUCAUGA